Microthlaspi erraticum is the source of this 2370-nucleotide messenger RNA. Lineage: Eukaryota; Viridiplantae; Streptophyta; Magnoliopsida; Brassicales; Brassicaceae. The record is from the annotation of a GenBank genome assembly.
AUGGUGGUGAUGGCGAACAAGUUCUUCGAAUUAAUCGGCGGAGCUCCGACUUAUUCGAUGGUAGCCGUCGCAGUUAAAGGAUCUGUCGGCGACGCCGUAGGAGGAGCUGCUAGCCGCCGCGCUCUCCGUUGGGCCGUCGAAAACUUCCUCCCUAGAAUCGAUCGGUUAGUUCUAGUUCACGUCAUGCCUACCGUCACCAGUAUUCCUUCUCCUUCUGGAUCGAAGAUUCCAGUGGAGGAAUUGGAAGAGAGUGUUGUAUCAAUGUAUAAAAGAGAUUUGAGAAAGGAAUACGAACAGGUUUUUGUGCCGUUUAAGAAGAUCUGCAAAUCCAGCAAAGUUGAGACUUUGUUGCUGGAACAUCAUGAUCCUGCAAAGGCUCUUUUGAAGUACAUUUCAGAUAGUAAUGUUGAGUGUUUAGUGAUUGGGUCUUGCUCUUCAAAUUUCCUCACAAGGAAAAGGGGGCAAGAAAUGCCAUUAACGGUACUAGCAGAAGCUCCAGAGGCAUGUGAGAUAUAUGUAAUUUGCAAAGAUAGAAUAUUAACCAAAUCAACCAAUCAGUUAUCUUCAGAGUCAUCGUCUAGUUUCCGAAUACCCGACGGAGCAGAAGCUUAUACAGAAUCAUUCAGCCGCACACGCUCGGAUAAGACAGGCUUGUCAGUUUCAUCCAUGUCAUCCUCAGGGAGGAAGCACAUUCGAAGGCCUGCCUAUUUGCCGCAUAGUCAUCCAACCUCUCGAGUGUUUUCAGAUGCACAAUCAUCAAACGAUAUCGGUUUCGUCAGUGACGACGAACACAUCCGUUCUAUCCUUAGGCACAGCAUCGUUUCCGGUAGUAAAAUCCAGUUACAUCCUGGAGCUAACAAAAAAACACCAAAGUCAAAUGUUAAUUCUGAGGUAGAGCAGCUAAGGAAAGAAGUACAAACCACUCUCUCCAUGUACAAGCAAGCUUGUGAAGAGCUUGUUCAUAAACAAACGCAGGUCCAGUCUCUUUCCUCUGAGUGCAUUAAAGAAACGAAAAGAGUCAUAACUGCUCUGGAGAAAGAAGAAAUGCUGAGGAAAGCAGCAGCGGAGGAGAAGGAAAAGCAUCUAAAAGCCGUAAAAGAAGUGGAAGAAGCGAAAUCAAUGCUGGCCAAAGAGUUCUGCGAGAGGCAACUAGCCGAGCUUGAUGCUCUCAAACAAUCCAUAGAGAAACAGAAAGUCAUCGAGCAGCUCUUCUUGAGAGACGGACGUUACAGAAAGUACACGAAAGAAGAAAUCGUCGCAGCUACAGAUAACUUCUCUUCCCGGAAAAUCAUCGGCGAAGGAGGUUACGGAAAAGUGUACAAAUGCAGCCUCGAUCACACUCCGGUCGCUCUCAAAGUUCUCAAACCUGAUUCAAUCGAGAAGAAAGAAGAAUUCUUGAGAGAGAUAUCAGUGUUGAGCCAGCUUCGUCAUCCUCACGUUGUUCUUCUCCUCGGAGCUUGUCCUGAUAAUGGUUGUCUUGUUUACGAGUACAUGGAGAAUGGUAGCUUAGAUGCUCACAUCUCUCCCAAGAAAGGGAAACCAUCUCUCUCAUGGUUCAUCAGAUUCAGGAUCAUCUACGAGACCGCUUGUGGUUUAGCUUUCCUCCACAACUCUAAACCGGAGCCAAUCGUCCACCGUGAUCUCAAACCGGGAAACAUUCUCUUAGACAGAAACUUCGUCAGCAAAAUCGGCGACGUUGGACUCGCCAAGCUCAUGUCAGAAGAGGCACCAGACAGUGUCACUGUCUACAGAAACUCGGUUAUCGCCGGUACGCUCUACUACAUGGACCCGGAAUACCAGAGAACCGGGACGAUCAGACCGAAAUCGGAUCUCUACGCGUUUGGGAUCAUAAUCCUCCAGCUUUUAACCGCUCGACAUCCCAACGGUCUUCUCUUCUGCGUGGAGGAUGCAGUGAAGAGAGGUUGCUUUGGAGAUAUGUUGGAUGGAUCGGUUAAAGAUUGGCCCAUAGCGGAAGCGAAAGAGCUAGCUCGUAUUGCGAUCAAGUGCUCGCAGCUCAAAUGCAGAGAUAGGCCUGAUCUUGAUACGCAAGUGUUGCCUGCUCUGAAGCAGAUUCUUGAAUCUGCUAAUAAUAGACUCAAGACAGAACAGGCUAACAUACGACCACCGACUCACUAUUACUGCCCAAUUCUCAAGGAAGUAAUGGAAGAUCCACAGAUAGCAGCAGAUGGAUUCACAUACGAAGGAAGAGCGAUAAAGGCUUGGAUUCAAAAACAUCAAAAUGUGUCUCCAGUGACUAAGCAUCGGCUCAAACAUUCCGAUCUCACACCGAACCACACUCUGAAAACGGCUAUACAAGAAUGGCGGUCACGUUCACGCCUCGACCUUUCCUCUACCCUUGGCUCUUUUUGA